UCAGUCCUCGGUGUUUCUAUCAGAUUGUGUACCUGUCAGGUCAAAACUGUGCUUACAAAAACAAAGGAUCAGUGUCAGUAAUGAUAAAUGAUGUGUGAAAGACACAGUACAUUUAUUACUGACUCUGUGUGUCGAUUCAAAUUACAGCACAAAGUAUAUGACGACCUCCUUUUUACAGAGCUGUAUAAAUGCAGCACUGAUGAGACGCUACUGGCUCAGGAGGUGAAGUAUAUAACACAAACAAAAAUCAUUUAUUUUUCUUAUCUUAUGUGGUCCUGUCAAUACCACACAAUGGAAGCUAACAGCAUAGCAAUGCCAGCCUUCAAAUGUCUGUCAACAGCUGCAGUUAAAUAUACCAACUUAAAAUAUAUUCAAUAGUCACACUAAAACCUAGAUUUACUGUAUAUUUUCUUACACAAAAGUGAAGAGAAUUUAAAAUUUCAUUUUGACUUUAAUGUAGAACUUGUUACUUUCUGUAGUUAUACAGUAUGUUGUUGUACAUCUAUACAAGUAUGUGUAUGUUAUUGUUUUUUUUAACCACACAAAUGCUGCUUACAGUGUCUGUUGCUAAGAUUCUCCUCUUUGAUGGCGGCAUGUGUUUGCUCUCUGCUCUGGCUGAUAAAGCAUCCCUAUCCACACUCCAUUAAAUCAAUUACUCCUGCACACAUAGAGCUCAAAUCAUGACACAAAGGUAGCGACACAGACGUUAGAUACUGUGUUGACACAGUUAAAAGGUUUCCCUGUAAUGACCAUUCGUUUUGAACACACCCUCAAUUUUCUGCCUUUUGAAUCUCCGUUCCUGAAAAGCAGCUUUCAUUUUAACCCCAAACUCAGAAGGUGAAUUACUUAUGGAUAGCAAUAGUGCUGCAAGUGCUGAGGUUGUCUGCAACCACACAAAUGCAUGGGACUGGGUUUACACCAUGCAGCCCGCCUACAUGUCCAUCAUCUGCCUUCUGGGAGUGAUCGGCAACUCCUUCGUCCUUUGUGUGUUCUGUUUCCAGAAGAGGCGCAGCUCCGUUGCUGACAUCUACCUGAGCAAUCUGGCAGCGGCCGAUCUCCUCAUGGUUUCCUGUCUGCCGUUCUGGGUUGCAACCAUUAUCGACAAGUUCCGCUGGAGAUUCGGCGAGUUCAUGUGCCAGCUUGUCAGCAUUGUCAUUGGGAUGAAUUAUUACUGUAGCAUGCUGUUCCUCACAGUUGUGAGCGUGGACAGAUAUGUGGCCCUGACCAGACCGCUGUCCCAGGGAAGGCAGAGACAGGCCUUCUGGGCGCGUGGGAUUUGCUUUGGUAUCUGGAUCGCUGGGAUCUUGCUCAGUUUCCCUGCUGUCCUCUUCCGCUCUGUGCAGUUCUUCCCUCACCUGGGCAUCGACGCAUGCUACCUCGCAUACCCACAUGAAGGGUGGAGACUGCGCUACAACAUAACCGUCAGUAUAGUCGGCUUUCUUAUCCCAGUUCCCAUUGUGUCAUUCUGUAGCUACCACAUCACUAAAGUCAUUCGAAGCAGCGAGAAGAUGAGAAAAGGCAGCAGAGGGAGUGUGGAGAGGAAGGCGGCGUACCUUGUGCUUGUUGUUCUGGCUGUGUUUAUUCUCUGCUGGCUGCCCUAUCAGAUUCUGAUGUUCUUGGACACCUUGGAUCACUAUGAAGUCAUCUCUGGAUGUACAUGGGCGCAUGUGUUGGACAUUGGCAACCAGUUGGCUACUUACCUUGGCUACAGCAACAGCUCACUGAAUCCUUUCCUGUAUGUGAUUGUGGGGAAACACUUCAAGCAGAGGGCAAAGGAAGUGUUUCAAGUUGUGGUGUGCAGAAGGAAACAGCAGCGGAAGAAAUCUGGUCAUUCCAAUGCCAAUCUGAACUCAACUAAGCAAACAGAGAGUACUAAAAUCUAGAUCUCUCUGCACAUACAGAGAACAUAUGGACUGAAAAAGAGUUGUUAAAGAAGUAAAUGUAGUUAACAUGCAAUGAGUGUCUUUUGCAUAAACCUAAAUCAAUGACUAGUAUGACUCCAUCUAAAGCUCAAUUAUUAACAUGGAGGAGCUUUGUUUCUCUAACCCAUGCAAAAACAGUUACACCCUCUCUCAAAACCGCAGUAUGUUGUUUUGAGAGUUGCUUUACUAGAAAUUUUCAUUUUCUGACUUAAGCAAACAAGAUAUAACAUGUUAAGCAGUGAUCUCAGAGGCGAUGGGGGAUGGUUUUGUUUCUGUUUGACAAAGGCAGCCUGGCAUUUUGCCCCCAUUUCCCAUGUAGCUCAUUUCAUAAUUACUGUAGAAAUAUGAGAAUGUUGCAAAUCUUCUUUGUAACAAUUUGUAAAAACAUUAAAGCAAAGUUCAUUGGAAACUCUUUAACUCUGCUGUUUUGUUUGAGAUAAAUCACAUCUAAAGCUACCCUUGACCUGGCAAUCCUGAACUUGAGUCCAUGUUUAAUUUUAAUUACUGUGACCUUGAGUUGCCUUGCAGACUUACUCCCCUUUUGUUGCUUUUGACAAAGAAAGGCAAGAAUGGUGGUCUGAUAAAAGCUUAGCUCUGGAAGCAAAGUUGUUUUUCUAAGACACUGGGGUUUCUUGAAUGACCUAAUUGAUUUUUGCAUGUACUCCAACAGAUGUAAGAAUAUGCACAACAAAAACAAUUCCUUGUUUGUGGUACAGAGAAUAGAGUAGAGCAAGUGAACGUGGUGCUUUAGCUUAAGUUUUAUCAAUAUACCUAAACACUUAAAUGAUAUAGAAAAGACAAAGUGUCCCCUAAGAUUUUUAAAAUGUUAUCAAAAGUAAUUCAGCAAUGUGUGGGUGUUAGUGUCUUCAAUAAAAUAUCAUCUGUGACU
Messenger RNA from Amphiprion ocellaris (clown anemonefish), 2811 nucleotides. RefSeq names its product B2 bradykinin receptor-like. Gene Ontology annotation, biological process: vasoconstriction; immune response; G protein-coupled receptor signaling pathway. The transcript has a single exon. NCBI's taxonomy places the organism in Eukaryota, Metazoa, Chordata, Actinopteri, Pomacentridae. The coding region runs from base 849 to 1883 and encodes 344 amino acids. Gene Ontology annotation, cellular component: membrane. Gene Ontology annotation, molecular function: bradykinin receptor activity. The record is from RefSeq and is a predicted model, not a curated record.